Molecule: messenger RNA, 1173 nt
Organism: Octodon degus (degu)
Lineage: Eukaryota; Metazoa; Chordata; Mammalia; Rodentia; Octodontidae
Gene: Hvcn1
Product: hydrogen voltage gated channel 1
Exons: 9
Coding region: 325-1146 (273 amino acids)
Biological process (GO): proton transmembrane transport
Cellular component (GO): plasma membrane
Molecular function (GO): voltage-gated proton channel activity
Source: RefSeq, a predicted model, not a curated record
GGGGCGGGGCCAGGCCGCGCGGCGCUGGGGCGAGGAGUAGCGGGUGGCCGGGGCUGGCAGGCGCAGGGUGGAGACAGCGGGACUGGAAGACCAAGCCGCUGGCCUUGGUGACACAGCAGGAGGGGCAGAACCAGGACGCACAGCCAGCCAGUGGGUCCAUCUGGAUAAUCCCCACCCUCCCAUCUAAGGAUCCUCUGGGAGAAAUUACUCUGCUGACCACUGCCUAAAGAAAUACGCAAGGUUCAGAGCAGUGUGUGGGCUCUCAUUUGUUUAAGGAAAAAAACACACAGGAAGAGGGAGUGAAAAUCCAGAGGGAGCAGGAAAAUGGCAUCUGGGGAUGACAAGACUGUUACCCGCAGGUCCAAGGUGGCCCGGGCAGAGAGGAUGAGCCAGUUCCUGCGGCAUUUCACCGUGGCCGGGGAUGACUACCACUCCUGGAACAUCAACUACAAGAAGUGGGAGAACGAGGAGGACGACGAGGAGGAAGGGGAGGAGGAGGAACAGCCCCGGCCCGCGCCAGCCCCAGGCGAGGAGGGCAGGGAUGCCGAGGCUGCCUCCGUCCCUGCGCCUAGGCCUCCCCCGGACUUCAAGGCCAAGCUGAGGAAGCUCUUCCACUCCCACCGCUUCCAGGUCAUCAUCAUCUGCCUGGUGGUUCUGGAUGCCCUGCUGGUGCUGGCUGAGCUCAUUCUGGACCUGCAGACCACCGAGCCCGACAAGAACAAAUAUGUGGCCCAGGUGUUCCACUGCAUGAGCAUUGCCAUCCUGGCCUUCUUCAUGAUAGAGAUUUUCUUUAAGAUAUUUGUCUUCCGCCUGGAGUUCUUUCACCACAAGUUUGAGAUCCUGGACACAGUGGUCGUGGUGGUCUCGUUCGUCCUUGACGUCGUCCUCCUGUUCUGGGAGCACGAGUUUGAGGCUCUUGGGCUGUUGAUCCUGCUCCGGCUGUGGCGCGUGGCCCGGAUCAUCAAUGGGAUAAUCAUCUCAGUGAAGACCCGUUCCGAACGGCAAUUCCUGAGAUUAAAACAGAUCAAUAUUCAGUUGGCCACCAAGAUCCAGCACCUCGAGUUCAGCUGCACUGAGAAGGAACAAGAGAUUGAAAGACUCAACAAGCUGCUGCGACAGCACGGCCUGCUUGGUGAAGUGAACUAGAAGUCUGAGGCUCUGCAAAGAAGGCCC